Messenger RNA from Elephantulus edwardii (Cape elephant shrew), 1329 nucleotides. RefSeq names its product glial cells missing homolog 1 (Drosophila) (gene GCM1). Gene Ontology annotation, molecular function: DNA-binding transcription activator activity, RNA polymerase II-specific; RNA polymerase II cis-regulatory region sequence-specific DNA binding. The transcript has 5 exons. Lineage: Eukaryota; Metazoa; Chordata; Mammalia; Macroscelidea; Macroscelididae. Gene Ontology annotation, biological process: regulation of transcription by RNA polymerase II; gliogenesis; cell differentiation involved in embryonic placenta development. The record is from RefSeq and is a predicted model, not a curated record. Gene Ontology annotation, cellular component: nucleus. Bases 1 to 1329 code for a protein of 442 amino acids.
AUGCUGCAGGACCAGGCAGCAUUUCGGUCUGCUCGACAUAGAGUCUCAACGAGUUAUGAGUCAGAGUUCAUCCUGAGGCCAAGUAAAUUUGUGGGGAAAAUUGACUCAUUCCAGGAGUGGCCAGAUGCCUACGCAAAGCACGUCUACAGCGCAGAGAACAGGAACGCGCAGAAGCACCUGAGCAGCUGGGCCAUGCGCAACACCAACAACCACAACCCCCGCAUCCUCAAAAAGUCCUGCCUGGGUGUGGUGGUGUGCACCCGAAACUGCACCACCAUGGAAGGUCACAACAUCUACCUGCGCCCCGCAAUCUGUGACAAACUCCGGCAGAGCCAGCUAAAAAAACCCUGUCCCAACUGCAAUGGGCCUUUGCAGCUGAUUCCUUGCCGAGGCCACGGGGGCUACCCUGUCACCAACUUCUGGAGGCACGAUGGAUCCUUCAUCUUCUUCCAGUCAAAGGGAGAACAUGAUCACCCAAGGCCAGAAACCAAAGCCGAAACAGAAGCAAGAAGAAUGAAGAAGAAACUGUACAUGGCAUCACUUGCUUCCUCUCAGAACCAGAAGGGGGGCCUAGAGAAAGAAACCUCUCACCAGUGUCUUCCAGGUGGAACACAAAGUCAGCCAAGUUCACCUGUAAGUUGCUUUUUCCAGGAAAAUGUCCAAUUGCCUGGUAGUUAUGGUGGACCCUUCAUUCCCAACCCUCCUCAGGAGAGGCCACUGGAUGAUUGCUUACCCCUUUCCAAGCAUUAUGGUUUUGAGGGGACCUCUGAUCUGGCUGACGCUCCUUCCAGCUUGGGCCACACUGAACAAUUUGAGAAAUGCUUGUUGUCCAAUACCACAUUCUUCCAGAACACAGACAUGCUUCAGGAUUCUACUGCCAGACUCUACCUAGAUUACUAUGAUCUGUAUGCAAGGAGCACAAGAGGAGCCUUGGGAAGAAAUACUCCUAAUGACCAACACCGUCCUAGUUCUCUUCUUCUUCCUUCGAUCAGCUUGUCUUCUAACUCCGCUCCUUCCCCAAGCUCUUCAGAAUUCCAUUUCCAGCAGAUUCCUGUGCAACCAAGCGCAGCCCAAACUAGCUGUUACUCACUAUGGCCAAAUCCAGGGGCUGAUGUUUAUGAAGAGAAGGUGGACACAGAUUUUAACAGCAACUUCCCUUCCACUUCGUUCCAUGCACUCCAGGAAGACCCUUCCCUCGUCAGCUACCCCUCACACCCUCACCACCAAUAUUCUCUGCCAAGUACGAGCCACAAGGAUGAGGAAGAGAGACGUAUGAGUUCAGAUCAUCCCAACAGUGAAAUGUAUCUAAAUCUCUAUCCCUUAAGAUGA